This is a messenger RNA of Vanessa atalanta (red admiral), 1920 nucleotides long. Its product is annotated as dipeptidase 1-like. The transcript is spliced from 2 exons. Bases 122 to 1624 code for a protein of 500 amino acids. Gene Ontology annotation, molecular function: metallodipeptidase activity. Gene Ontology annotation, biological process: proteolysis. The record is from RefSeq and is a predicted model, not a curated record. Lineage: Eukaryota; Metazoa; Arthropoda; Insecta; Lepidoptera; Nymphalidae.
CGGGGGGUGGGGUGGCAGGUGGCUUCGCGCAGGUGCGGCCCGCGCACGGCCUGGGGCCGCAUUAGCAGCGCGCGGAGGCGCGGGCACGCCGCGGCGCGCGCCCGCCCGCCUGCUCGCGCUCAUGGAGCCACCCUGGGAGCUCGAACUCGAGCUACGGAGGCACAUCGAAACUUGCGCUUGUACUUGCGACCACAUGGGAUACGGAAACUAUAUGGACUACCAGGUGGCACCCGCGGCUCAUGCGUGUCUGUGUCGCGCCAUCACCUCUCCGCACGCCCACGCGGCAGUACCCGAGGGAAUGACAUUUCCUGGUUCUCUCCCAGACGUGGCGGAAAGAUGUGGUCGAUGGGCGCCGGAUUCAUUAUCAGCGUCUGCAUCAGGAAGCUCUGACGAAAAGCCAACGCCGCGGAGACCGCGUUGGCGCGUCGCUCUCGCGGCACUGGUUGUGUUGGCCGCGCUAGGUGCUGCUCUUGCAUUGCCACUUGCACUUGGUGGUGGCGGGCGUGCAACUCCCGAACAACGAUUAACAACUAUUCGACGCAUGUUACGUGAUUCCCCAUUAGUUGAUGGUCAUAAUGAUUUAGCAUGGAAUGUGCGUAAAUUUCUCCAUAACAAAAUAGGAGAUUUUAAUUUAAGUGCCGGCCUGGAAGGUUUGGAGCCGUGGGCCCGUUCGCGCUGGUCGCAUACUGAUAUUCCACGGUUGAGACUCGGCCAGGUCGGCGCGCAAUUUUGGUCAGCGUAUGUUCCUUGUGGUGCCCGGGAUAAAGACGCUGUACAAUUAGCACUCGAACAGAUGGAUGUUAUCAAAAGAAUAGUUGAAAUGAAUGCAGCGCAUUUAGCUUUAGUUACAGACGCAGAAGAAUUGUUAGAUGCUCAUCGUGAAGGCCGAAUUGCUUCAUUAAUUGGAGUAGAAGGCGGCCAUGCUCUUGGGGAUUCCUUGGCGGUUCUUCGUGCUUUUUAUCAUCUAGGGGCUCGAUAUUUGACAGUGACUCAUACUUGUGAUACGCGAUGGGCGCGUUCCGCUGGCACCUCGGGUGGACUUACAGAGUUCGGACGCGCCGUGGUACGUGAAAUGAAUCGCUUGGGAAUGAUAGUUGACCUUUCGCAUGCCGGCGAUGAGACCGCCCGUGACGCUCUUGAAACCUCACAGGCUCCAGUAGUUUUUUCUCAUUCAGGGGCCGCAGCAAUUUGCAAUUCAUCUCGAAAUGUUCCAGAUGAUCUUUUACGUAUGAUAGCUGCGAAUGGAGGUGUGGUAAUGAUUAAUUUUUAUGCAAAACUUGUUACUUGUGGCGAACGUGCGACUGUGGAGGAUGUUGUAGCUCAUAUAAACCAUGUACGGAGAGUAGCAGGAGUAGAGCACGUGGGUCUUGGUGCGGGGUACGAUGGCAUUGAUGCGCCGCCUGAAGGACUUGAAGAUGUAUCACGUUAUCCGCAUUUACUAGCCGAGCUCCUUCGGGAUCCAGAUUGGAGUGAAGAAGAUGUGCGGAAGUUGGCGGGUAUGAAUGUCGUACGUGUGCUUCAGCACGUAGAGCGAGUGCGAGAUCAAUGGAGACGUGCCGCGGUUCAACCAGGAGAGGAAACACCAGGUGCACGCCGUAGCGAGUGCGUGUACGGGCCCGCGUGACGCAGGCUGCGAGCCGCGCGCUUCCGCGGCCCCCCACGUUCUGCUCAAUAUUGACACUUGUUGACCGUAGUUAUACAUGUAUAUUAGUGUCCAAAUGUGAUUUAGAAAUUAAAGUUAUCUUUACCUGACCUCGAUCUGCACAAAUUGUUUAGCUAAGGAGCCGCGCGUGCUGGGUACUUCGUCUCGACGUUCUGCCCGCGGCUCGGCCGCUGACCUCUUCUCCAUCCAUGCACACGACUUCGUUGACGAAAGCCCAACGCGAUCCGCGAUUUAUAUGAUGUGAGCCAAGAUUUAAU